AUGUCAGCCCAACCGCCGCCGCCGCUGGACUUCUCCGCCGUCCUAUCCGAAUCGAAGCGCAUAAUCAACGCCCACUCCCGCCACUUCCUCGCCCUCUCCGUCCUAUUCCUCCUCCCACUCUCCUUCUCCGUCACCGUCUUCUCCACCGUCCACAACCUCCUCCUCCACCGCCAUCCCUCCGGCCACCGCCCAGAAUCCCUUCUCUCCCGCCCGUCGCCGCUCCUCCCCAGCCUAGCCCAGUUGGACUCCCAAUCCUCCGAUCAGUUCCCUUUCCCCCACCACCACCACCACGACGAUGAUUUCCAACUCCCAAUCGAAACCCUAGCCCUCGUCGCCGGCUUCGCCCUCUUCUUCUUCGUCUUCACAAUCCUCGCAAUCGGAUCCAUAAGUUACAGCGUCGUCCACGGAUUCUACGGCCGACCCGUCAAGCUCGUCUCCGCCAUCAAAUCCGGGUUCAAUUCCUUCUUCCGACUCUCCAUCACCCACAUCGUCGUCAAGCUCCUGCUCUCCCUGGUGGCGCUCCUCUUCCUCUGCUCGUUCUACUUCGUAAUCAAGGGUCUGGAAUUGGUGUGCCUCGAAAUCGACCCCGAUUCGCCCUACUUCCUCGCUCUUGCCGUCGUCUACUCCGUCGUCCUGCUCGCGGUGAUCCUCUAUUUCAAACUCAAUUGGUCCCUCUCUUCCGUCAUCGUCGUGGCAGAAUCUAGCUGGGGAGUUUGGGCAUUGAGGCGCAGCGGGUAUUUGGUGAAAGGGAUGCGGCGAGCGGUUCUCUAUUUCUUUCUCUUGUUUGGACUUGCCUCCGGGAUUUUGACUUGGACCAGCUCGAUUGCAGCGGCGAAAUGGGGCGGCGGCGACGCCAUUGGCGGGAAUCAAGGAUGGGAUAGCUGGUUCUUUGUGGCUCAGAUUGUGGUGACUUCGGCUCUUUUGACUCUGAUUCUGCUCUACUUCUUCGCUGCACAGACGGUUCUGUAUAUGUACUGCAAGGCUGUUCGCGGGGAGCUUGCUUCAGAGAUUGCGCAGGAAUUCGCGAGGGAGUACGUAUGCUUGCCUUUCGAUGAUGAGAAGGUGCCUCAUCUUGUUUCUGUUGUCUGCACUUGA
Messenger RNA from Linum tenue, 1095 nucleotides. NCBI's taxonomy places the organism in Eukaryota, Viridiplantae, Streptophyta, Magnoliopsida, Malpighiales, Linaceae. The record is from the annotation of a GenBank genome assembly.